ACGAUUGCAGUGCAAUGCGCUCCCUCGAGGUCAUUUCCUGAUCGUCCCAUAGUCGAAUUCGCCUCGAAAGUCGCACAAGUCUCCACCUUCGCCCCCUCCAUCUCCCUCUGCACCAUGUUGACGCGCAACAUUCCUCUGGCCUCGCGCUCCGCAGCGCGCAUCAGCCGCCGUCACUUUGCCGCUGCCUCGCCUUCGGCCAGCGCCAAGCGCGUGAAGGUCAACGGCCACGGACACGAGGCGCAGCAGAGCGGCCAGCUCAGCUACGUGCCCUCGGGCUCCGACGGACGCUUCUACAUCGAGCAGCUGAACGAGCACUGGCGCUCGGCGGUGGCAGGUCAGAACUUCAAGAAGGACGACGUGAUCGGCUCGGCCCCCGGCAACUUGUACUCGAAGCCGACGCGGUUCACGGUCCAGAUCACGCCCGACAAGCACAUGGACUUCACGGGCGGACUCGAGUUUGUCAACCACAGCUGCAACCCCAACACGCGCAUCGACAUGUCCGAGAGCGAGGCGAUGGUGUCGUUCGUGGCGAUCAAGCCCAUUGAGAAGGGCGAACACUUGACGUUCGACUACUCGACGAGCGAGUGGGACAUGGACGAGAAGUUCGACUGCGGGUGCGGUGCGCCCAACUGCCGCGGACACAUUGGCGGCGCCAAGUACCUCAACGACGACGAAGUGAACGCGAGACUGCCCUACUUCACUCCCAGCGUGCUGCGUCAGCUGCUCGACCGCAAGCUCACCAACUAAUUUUUAACCG
Molecule: messenger RNA, 757 nt
Organism: Phytophthora sojae
Lineage: Eukaryota; Oomycota; Peronosporomycetes; Peronosporales; Peronosporaceae
Exons: 3
Coding region: 115-747 (210 amino acids)
Molecular function (GO): protein binding
Source: RefSeq, a predicted model, not a curated record